Molecule: messenger RNA, 1323 nt
Organism: Peronospora farinosa
Lineage: Eukaryota; Oomycota; Peronosporomycetes; Peronosporales; Peronosporaceae
Source: the annotation of a GenBank genome assembly
AUGCGUCGCUGGUUGUCUGUUCCUCCAGAGGCAAAGGUGAUUAUUAAUCGUGUACGAGGUACGAGAGACUUGUUGGUCGAUGAAUCACAGCGACAUCGUGAUGUGAUUAAUGAACUGCAGCGCAUUGUGGAGCGCUUUGGAUUUCGUUCGAUCCAGACGCCGCUACUCGAGUAUACGGAUUUAUUUUCGCGGUCAUUGGGCGGUGGCUCUGAUAUUGUUAUGAAGGAAAUGUACACGUUUAAGGACAAUUCAGACAAGAGUGUAACAUUGAGACCGGAAGGCACUGCUGGCAUUAUGCGGACUCUUGUAAGCAACAAUUUACUUUUCUCACUACCACAAAAACUAUCGUACUCGGGUAGUAUGUUUCGGUAUGAACGUCCUCAGCGUGGAAGGUAUCGAGAGUUUCAGCAGUUUGGUGUGGAAUAUGUGGGUUCUUCUGGCCCAUCGGUCGACGCCGAGGUUAUUGCCAUGGCAUCGGAUGCAUUGGACGCCCUUGGCAUCAAGAAUAAAGUUGUCCUGGAAUUAAACUCACUAGGUGAUAACGAAAGCCGUGCAAAGUAUCGCAUGGCGCUCGAAGAAUUCUUCUCAAAACGCAAGGAGGACCUAUCGGUGGAUAGCGUCAAUCGUCUUGAGCGAGGGAGCGUGCUUCGGAUAUUGGACUCGAAGAGUGAGAUUGACCAGAAACUUGUAGCUGAUGCACCACAGCUGAGCGAGUUUCUCUCGGAUGAAUCCAAAAGGCGCUUUGACAGCGUUUUGAAUGGCUUGGAUGCAUUGGGAGUUAGCUAUCUACAAAACCCACGCCUUGUGCGAGGACUGGAUUACUAUAGCAACACCGUAUUUGAAUUUGUUGAGCGACGGUCAGCCAACGCCUCGGACAAGGAGGAAGCACCUCGAGGUGGUUUUGCGGUGCUUGCGGGCGGUUGCUAUGAUGGACUAGCUGAAUCAUUAGGAGGCCCUGCGACGGCUUGUGUGGGUUGGGCAGCAGGCGUAGACAGGUUGAAUUUGCUAUGCGAGAUGCCGGCCAAGACAAUUGUCUCUAUUGCAGUCGUCCCCGUUCUUGCUGGCAAUGAGUCGAACCGGGUGCUUCACGAAGCUAUGCGUAUCGCACAGACACUCAGACAACGUGAUCUGAUGGUCCAUUUCUGUCACGGUCGUGGCAAUAUGAAAAAGUUGAUGAAGGCUGCUGAGCGCUGUGGUAGCACUUAUGCUGUAAUUAUCGGAAGAGCAGAGAUUGACAAGCAACAUGUGAAGGUAAAGAACCUCGAAAAGCGUGAAGAGGUUGAGAUACCGACGGCAAAGCUGAGCAGCUUUGAGUUUUGUUGA